CCGAGGGACGAGUGGCAGAAGGAGGGAAGGAAGGAUCGGAAGAAGGAAGGCGGACUCCAGAUACAAAGUGUGUUUUUGUGCGACACCCGAGGACCAUGUCGACCGCCGUCAUGAGUAAUACGUCCAUGUUCGAGUGCGGCGAGCAUCUCUUUAAGAAUGCAGCCUCGACUAAGACGAAGGAUCCUCCGUCAUCUCCAACGACGACGAGCAGCACGAAUAGCGGCACUGCCGGCGGCAACAACGUCGGCAAUGGACACGCACCUCUGAAACGCAGCUACACCUCCUUGAUGACCACAUUAAUCGAACAACAUCGAAAACUGGACCGUAGCGUGAGUGAACCAACAUCGCGCUACAAGACAGAGCUCUGUCGACCGUAUGAGGAGAGUGGCUCAUGUAAGUACGGCGAUAAAUGCCAGUUCGCGCAUGGAUAUGGCGAGUUGCGCAACCUGGCACGCCAUCCAAAGUACAAGACCGAGCUGUGCCGCACCUUCCACACGAUUGGCUUUUGCCCGUAUGGACCACGCUGCCACUUCAUCCACAAUUUCGAGGAAGCUCGUAUACACAAUCAGAAGGUGAGCGCCCAGCUGGGCUCAACGCAACCCAACAUAGUGGGUUUAAAUCCGCUGAUGAGUGCGGCUGCCGCUGCGGUAGCAUCCGCGACCGGCAACGGUACCGCCGCGAACAACAAUGCCACUGCCAAUAACGUCAGCGUCAACGUCAGCUUACUCGAGCAACUUGCCGCAUCGUCGCAUGUGGCCGCGGCUGCGGCGGCUGCUGCCACUACGUCAAAUCUCAUGCGAACAAAUUCAUUGAGUCUCGGUAGUACUGCUGCCACCAGUGCGAAUGGCUUCAAUCAGCCACAGUUGCUGCGAACAUCGUCGCUGAGCCUGGCUACGAAUCAUCAUCACGCGGUACACCAUCUUCGUCCGGUAAACGCCGUGAAUACGGUAAUGACCAAACCGAAACCGCUCAAUCUUAGCCCGACGUUCUCGCUCGGCAGCUCCGCUGAUUCAGUUUCGCCGUCGUCUAGCCUCAGUCAAUCACCAACGAACUCCAUGGCGAGUUUCUUCAGUGAUGACUGCAGUCAGCAGACGCUUUCAUGCGGGAAUAUGCAGACGACACCGUUCAGUUAUAGUCAAGACUUCAGUUUGCUCGCCUGCUCGAGACAGAGCCCGAGCCCGCGCAAUAAUGGCGUAUGCAGUCCCCUCGCGUCCGAUGAGGUAACACCCAGAACUCCCUCCCCGUUGUCACCUAACACGGAAUCCAGGUUGCCAGUCUUUAAUAGGAUCAGCAGCACCCUGGGCGACUUCGAUAACCUCAAGAUCUAG
Molecule: messenger RNA, 1328 nt
Organism: Cyphomyrmex costatus
Lineage: Eukaryota; Metazoa; Arthropoda; Insecta; Hymenoptera; Formicidae
Gene: Tis11
Product: Tis11 zinc finger protein
Exons: 2
Coding region: 96-1328 (410 amino acids)
Molecular function (GO): metal ion binding; mRNA binding
Source: RefSeq, a predicted model, not a curated record